Messenger RNA from Geosmithia morbida, 876 nucleotides. RefSeq names its product Mitochondrial genome maintenance MGM101. Gene Ontology annotation, molecular function: single-stranded DNA binding. The record is from RefSeq and is a predicted model, not a curated record. The transcript is spliced from 3 exons. Gene Ontology annotation, biological process: recombinational repair; interstrand cross-link repair. Lineage: Eukaryota; Fungi; Ascomycota; Sordariomycetes; Hypocreales; Bionectriaceae. The coding region runs from base 1 to 876 and encodes 291 amino acids. Gene Ontology annotation, cellular component: mitochondrial nucleoid; mitochondrial chromosome.
AUGACAGACUGCUACUUUGAAAAGAAGGAUUGGAGAGCCUGCGCAGCCGAGCAGCAGCAGCAGCAGCAGCAGCAGCAACACAUCCGCUUCUACUCCAGCGAUUCCACCACCACCACCACCACCACCACCACCGCCGCCGCCGUCGCCGCCGCCGACGCCGCACCCGCAGCGACCACGACAGGAGCAGCAUCUGCUAACAAGCCCACAUACGCCAAGAAGCCCACGUACAAGUACAGCAAGACUGUGACGCCGACGCCGACGCGUGCCGCUCCCGCUCCCGCUCCCGCUGCCGCCCCCUUCUACCGUGCCAGCAACCCGGACCGGUCGACCGAGGCGACGGACGGCGAAAACAUCAGCUGGACGACCAGCUUCCACGGUAUAUCGACCAAGCCCGUCACGCGCGAGCAGUACGCCACCCUGAUCAAGCCCCUGUCCGAGAAGGACAUCGAGGUCAAGCCCGAAGGCAUCAUCUACCUCCCCGAGAUCAAGUACAGGAGGCGUCUCAACGAGGCGUUCGGUCCCAUGGGCUGGGGUCUGAUUCCCAGGGGAGAACCAAAGGUCGAGACUAACAUUGUCACGAGGGAGUAUGCCCUUAUCGUGGAUGGAAGAUUCGUCUCACAGGCCCUAGGAGAAAACUCCUACUUCUCCCCCGAACAGCUCCCGUCCGCCAUCGAAGGUUGCAAGUCAAACGCCCUCAUGCGAUGCUGCAAGGACCUGGGAAUCGCCUCGGAGCUCUGGGACCCGGAAUUCAUCCGCAAGUUCAAGCAGACAAAGAUGAAGGAGGCCUGGGUCGAGCACGCCACCACCAAGAAGAAGCGCAUCAUGUGGUUCAAGGCUGGCCAGGUUGAUCCCGUCUACCCUUGGAAGCUGUCAUGA